UUCCCACCUGCAACUUCUUCCGGUGUAGAGAGAGAAUCUAGUGAGAGAAACCUCUAUAAACCUCUUCAUCUUUAACUCUUCUCUCUCUAGUUCACACACCUCUAUCAAAACUGCCUGUUUCUUACCAGUGAUAAUGCAAUCAGAAUCAGUAAAAGUGUCUCCAAUCGAAUUGGUAUCAGCAGUGCUGAAUGAAAAGGUGGCGGAGAAGUUGAACACGUCGGAAUUGGGAGAAAAGACGAUGCUGGUGGAGAAUAACAAGCUGCUGAUGCUGUUUACGACGUCGGUUGCUGUGUUGAUCGGGUGUCUCAUUGUUUUGGUGUGGCGGAGAUCGUCCACGAAGAAACCGCUUAAGGAACCGGAGCCACAGAAAGUUGUUGUGCCGAAGAUAGAGAAGGAACCGGACGCGGAUGAUGGCAAGAAGAAGGUUUCGAUUUUCUUUGGAACUCAAACCGGAAACGCUGAAAGUUUCGCUAAGGCACUUGUAGAAGAAGCAAAAGUUCGAUAUGAAAAGGCAACCUUUAAAGUAAUUGAUUUGGAUGCUUAUGCUGAUGAUGACGAUGUGUACGAGGAGAAACUUAAGAAAGAGUCUUUGGCAUUUUUCUUUGUAUCUACGUAUGGAGAUGGUGAGCCAACAGAUAAUGCUGCCAGAUUUUAUAAAUGGUUUACAGAGGGGGAUGAUAAGGGAGAAUGGCUUAAGAAACUUCAAUAUGGAGUAUUCGGUCUCGGCAACAGGCAAUAUGAGCAUUUCAACAAGGUUGGAAUAGUGGUUGAUGGUAAACUUGAAGAGAUGGGUGCGAAACGCCUUGUUCCUUUGGGCCUUGGGGAUGAUGAUCAAUCUAUUGAAGAUGAUUUUGCCACAUGGAAAGAGUUAGUGUGGCCUGAGUUGGAUCGAUUGUUGCGUGACAAGGAUGACAUGAGUGUUGCCACUCCUUACACGGCUGCUGUUUUAGAAUACCGAGUUGUAUAUCAUGACAAACCCGACCCGUCUACAGAAGACCAAACUCUUACAAAUGGUCAUUCUGUUCAUGAUGCUCAACAUCCAAUCAGAUCCAAUGUGGCAUUCAAAAAGGAACUACACACCCCUCAGUCCGACCGGUCUUGCACUCAUUUGGAAUUUGACAUCUCACAAACUGGACUAUCAUACGAGACGGGUGAUCAUGUUGGUGUCUACUGUGAGAAUUUAAGCGAAGUUGUAGAUGAAGCCGUGAGAUUAGUCGGCUUACCACCCGACACUUAUUUCUCAAUCCAUACCGAUAAAGAGGACGGAACGCCUAUCACUGGCUCCACCUUGCCACCUCCAUUCCCUCCAUGCACUUUAAGAAACGCAUUGGCGCGCUAUGCAGAUGUUUUAAGUUCUCCUAAAAAGACUGCUUUGGUUGCUCUGGCUGCUCAUGCUUCAGAUCCCAAUGAAGCUGCUCGACUAAAAUUUCUCGCAUCGCCAGCUGGCAAGGAUGAAUAUGCUCAAUGGAUAGUUGCAAACCAAAGAAGUCUUCUUGAGGUUAUGGAGUCAUUCCCGUCAGCGAAACCUCCACUUGGUGUUUUCUUCGCAGCUGUGGCCCCACGUUUGCAGCCUCGAUACUACUCGAUUUCUUCUUCUCCAAAGAUGACACCGAACCACAUUCAUGUCACUUGUGCAUUAGUUUAUGAUAAAACACCUGCAGGCCGUAUCCACAAAGGACUGUGUUCAACCUGGAUGAAGAAUGCUACGCCUAUGACCGAAAGUCAGGAUUGUAGCUGGGCACCCAUAUUUGUUAGAACAUCCAACUUCAGACUUCCUAUUGACCCGAAAGUCCCGGUUAUCAUGAUUGGGCCCGGAACUGGACUGGCUCCUUUUAGGGGCUUUCUUCAAGAAAGACAAGCUUUGAAGGAAGCUGGAACCGAGCUGGGGUCAUCUAUUUUCUUUUUCGGAUGUAGAAACCGCAAUCUGGAUUUUAUAUACGAGGACGAACUAAACAACUUUGUGGAGACUGGCGUUCUUUCUGAGCUUGUUGUUGCUUUCUCCCGUGAAGGAGCGGCUAAGGAGUACGUGCAACAUAAAAUGAGCCAAAAGGCUACAGAAAUCUGGAACUUUCUUUCAGAAGGAGCAUAUAUAUAUGUAUGUGGUGAUGCUAAAGGCAUGGCUAGAGAUGUACACCGAACCCUUCACACAAUUGUACAAGAACAGGGAUCUCUAGACUCAUCCAAGGCGGAGUUGUAUGUUAAGAAUCUACAAAUGUCAGGAAGAUAUCUUCGUGAUGUCUGGUAAUAAUUCUUUCAAGAAAGGGAAAUGGCACAAAACUUAAAAAUGACACUUCUUAUUUGAGGGACAAUCUUUCCUACGACAUCGUUUGAGGGACUUCUGUUGAUCAUUAACGAGUUUUGGUUAUUAAUUUUUCUUUUUUUUUUUAUUACAUGUAAUUUAUAAGCAUUGUUUAUAAGCAUUCAAAAGUGUGUGUUACGUAAGUGAUAAACCAUGUAUCUUUGUGAACUUGAAGACUCGAAACAUAAGGUUUACUCUUUAUUUAUAAUUCAAUUGCCAUGUUAGCACAAAA
Molecule: messenger RNA, 2531 nt
Organism: Helianthus annuus (common sunflower)
Lineage: Eukaryota; Viridiplantae; Streptophyta; Magnoliopsida; Asterales; Asteraceae
Product: NADPH--cytochrome P450 reductase-like
Exons: 17
Coding region: 134-2245 (703 amino acids)
Cellular component (GO): cytosol
Molecular function (GO): FMN binding; NADPH-hemoprotein reductase activity; flavin adenine dinucleotide binding
Source: RefSeq, a predicted model, not a curated record